Emiliania huxleyi CCMP1516 is the source of this 333-nucleotide messenger RNA. RefSeq lists its product as hypothetical. The record is from RefSeq and is a predicted model, not a curated record. The transcript is spliced from 3 exons. The coding region runs from base 1 to 333 and encodes 110 amino acids. NCBI's taxonomy places the organism in Eukaryota, Haptophyta, Isochrysidales, Noelaerhabdaceae. Gene Ontology annotation, molecular function: protein binding.
AUGUCCGCGAUCCGCGCGACCGGCAGUCCGUCUCGCCGUUCCAGCUCGCGGUGUGGCAGUCUGUGCUGGCCAGACGUGGCGCGCUACCUCGUCGUCGACCUGCGGCAGCGCGGGCUCGACUUCCACGCGACGCAGCGGCAGGGCCACACGCCGCUGCACAAGGCUGCGUGGGGCGGCCCUGUCGACCUCUGCCGCUGGCGCAGGGUCGUGUGCGGCGUCCUGUCUAGACGCUCCUAUUUUGCUGUUUGGACGCUGUCUGGACACUGUCUGGACGCUGUCUGGACGCUGUCUGGACGCUAUCUGGACGCUGUCUGGACGUGGAAGAUCGUGUGA